Molecule: messenger RNA, 546 nt
Organism: Cadophora gregata
Lineage: Eukaryota; Fungi; Ascomycota; Leotiomycetes; Helotiales; Ploettnerulaceae
Exons: 1
Coding region: 1-546 (181 amino acids)
Source: RefSeq, a predicted model, not a curated record
AUGUCCUCUUCCCAGGCCCCACAGCAACCCCAGAUAUCCACAAUUGUAACAACAUCCUAUCCGACCUGCGCCCUAUCUGGCCAGCCACCAUUCACGGUGACCACAGAGUACGAAUGUACCGCUCCCAAGCCGAUCUGGGCGCUUGUCCGCCUAUGGGUUGAUUACAGCGGCGGUAUUGAAAUUAGAGACCCGCAACGCAAUCAUCGCAGGAUAGGAGGAGGUUCGACUCUGAUUGCUGAUGAUUGGGACGAGGAGGCGUUGGAUCUUGAGGAUACCUCGUUGGUGCGGCUGGAACCCGGUCAGAAGUUCUCAACGCAGUAUACAAUUAGCGUCCUACCGAAGGCCGAUGGGUUGAGAAAUUCAAAUAUUAGACUUAUGGUGCCAGGAAAUACUUAUGAGAUUACAAUCAAAACGCAAAGAUGGAGAUGGAUGUUCGAGGAUGAGAUGGGUAUGGGUAUGACCAUGGAAGAGCGAAAGACCAUCUUGAAAAGCAGAGAGGUCGCGGAAUGGAAAGCAGAUUGUCUGGUGACUUUCACAGCAUCAUAG